UAAAGCAGCCAAAUGUCUUUCACAAAAGUGCUCUGUAGAAAGCACUGAACUUAGCUACGAAUCGCUAAAUUAUGAUCCAAUGCUUGAUCUGGAUGAUGAAAAUACAUCUGCUACGGUAAUGAUAAUCGUGGGAAAUCGUUGCAUUAAAAAAACGGACUGCAGGUCACUGGUGAAUUCUCAUUGCGGAUUGGAUAAAAAAUGUACGUGUAAUCGGGCACAUUUUUGGUCGGAGGAGCUUAAUGCUUGCGUUCCAGAAAUAGGGGAAAAGUGUGGUUCGGUCGAUGAGAAGUACAAAGUGAAAUAUAGUGUUUGCAAAGAUGAAGCAUGGACUUGUGAAGCUGAUAGAGUUAAUUUAAAAAGCAAUCAGGAUUGUCGUAAAUUAUUAAAAAAAAUUGGCAGCAGUUGCCAAUAUCGCGAGCAGUGUCAAUUGUUUGGUCCGGCGGCCCAUUGCGUCGAGGGCCAGUGCAUCUGCGGGGCAGAGAGCCACUGGCUAAGUGACGAGAAAUUCUGCUGGAUAAACAAAAAAAUCAACGAGCAAUGUUGGAGCCAAAACGACUGCUACUCACGGAGUCCUGGGCUUCAAAGUUUUUGCGAUCGCAGUACCGCAGGAGGAUUCUGCUCGUGUCCAACCGGGAGUCACCAUAGUGCCGAUAAGGGCUAUUGCAUCAGUGAUAAACCAGAAUUGGAUAGUUAUUGUGAAGAAAAUGAAGAUUGCGAGCUUGAUUAUUCAUAUUGUAAUGAUAAUAAAUGUAAAUGCCAGGAGAAUUAUAUUGUUCUAGAUGGACUAUGCCAAGCGGGUUUAAACGCAAUUUGUACGGCUGAUAUCAAAUGUAAACAAAGUAACACGACAUGCUCGGAGAAGAAUGUUUGCAAAUGUAAAGAACAUUUCAUCGCUAGUCCCGACAAUGAAUGCAUUCCCAUUGCUUCGUUCGAAAAGGAAUGCAUGUAUGAUGUGCAAUGCACGUCGGUGAUACCCAACACACACUGCGCUUUCAAUAAACUGCCAUUAAAAGAUCUAACCGACAACGAAUAUGGUAAAUGUAAAUGCAUUCCUGGCUAUUUUUAUAAUAUGGAUUCAUGCUUUAAAAAGAAAUGGUUAGGCGAAGAAUGCACCAAAGAAGGCGAAUGUUUUGUGGAAUCGUCGAGAAGUUUUUGUAGAAACGGAAGGUGCGUGUGUGGUUUUGAUUAUAUGCAAGAAGGUAAUCAGUGUCGACAAGUAAAUAGUGAAUCUACAAUUAAUACAUAUUCCGUCUUCCAAUUAGUAGCAGCCAUCUUCGUUCUAUUAAAAAUGUUGUAAUCAGUAAA
Messenger RNA from Ceratosolen solmsi marchali, 1305 nucleotides. Its product is annotated as matrilin-2-like. NCBI's taxonomy places the organism in Eukaryota, Metazoa, Arthropoda, Insecta, Hymenoptera, Agaonidae. The coding region runs from base 80 to 1297 and encodes 405 amino acids. The transcript is spliced from 9 exons. The record is from RefSeq and is a predicted model, not a curated record.